AUGGAGUUCUAUUCUAAUCUUUCAACGUCAUCUCCAGCUCUGGCUUCUUCGAUAUAUCCAACUAUUUUCGAAAUUUUGUCCGCUGACGAGAUUGAUGAGCUUCUCACACCGUCUGUGCGUUACAUUGUGGCCAAUUUGGUCGCCCGGAAACCGAACAAAUAUACUUUAGGUAUCAAUAACUGGUUUGAUGAAUGGUUUUUGUUGGCGACUAGACUGGCCAUAGAAUCGCGCUAUCUGCGUUGUUGGGAUGGUACAUUCAUUGAGAAUUUUUACGGGCUGAAACGUAUCAACGCUUCUGACAGAAUUUUACUUCGCACCCUUCAACAAAAUCCCGGUUUAGAGCUUCCCUUACGCCUUACAAAUGUGCAGCGCUCUGCCGUCAUUGCACAGAAAGUUUUGGUAACAUAUGUGGCUACGAAACUUGAUUUGCUGCAUUCUAAGCUACUCGCUGCUGCAUUAGUGCGGAAUCCUCAGGAAAAUGACAACAGCACUGAAAUGUACCGCAAACUACGAAAAGCUCUGCGAAACCUUUUCAUCAAAUACUAUCCGCUGCUAAAGAAACUUCUUUUCUUCCUCAACUUAGGAUCAAAGCUUUAUUUCCUCACUGGUAAAACCGGUUCAACAUCUAUUCUCGAUCUUUUCAUGAACAUAAGUUAUACACGAUUAUCGGUUUUGGAUUACGAACGAAAUGACACAAAGGACUUCGUCAAGUCUGCUUCCACAGGUGCAAGGCGUGUUAGACUUAAUAAACUUGCUCUUUUGAACCUGAUUCGGGUGUGGAGCUCCAAAUUGGGCUCCAUUCUUAAAACUGCUGGUUCACAGGUGUUUCCAGCUUUCAUCUUCAUGCUCCGCGUAUUCCAGUGGUGGACGUCGCAAGACAUGACUGGGGAGUUGCAAAGGAAAAUGGACAGUCUGGAUCAAGAUGUCCCGCCUCCACCCAUUCCGUUCGAAAGAAAUACCGACGGUAAGUGUAGAAUAUGCGAUAGCGAAAUUACCAACCCUGCGGCCAUAGAAACUGGAUAUGUGUUUUGCUACCCUUGCAUAAUGAACUAUUUACCGCAGCAUGGGGGUAAAUGUCCGGUAACGGGCAGCAAAUUGCUGGGAUGCAACUAUGACAAGGACUCUGGCGAUUGGUCCAUCACUGGCGUCAGGAAACUCAUAAUUUGA
Lachancea sp. 'fantastica' is the source of this 1167-nucleotide messenger RNA. The record is from the annotation of a GenBank genome assembly. Lineage: Eukaryota; Fungi; Ascomycota; Saccharomycetes; Saccharomycetales; Saccharomycetaceae.